CUAACGCAGUUUUAUAAACACGUUCACAUACACAGGAAGGCGGCUUGACAAAAAAGUCGACUCGACCAGUGCGUAAGGUCGAUAGUCUCUAUGGUGGCCGGCUUUCAAAUAUUAAAUAGCGCUUAAAAGAACUUUUCGCUGUGACUUUAUCUCUAGCGUGAUUUGUUUUGUUAAGACUUAUUCAUCAGAUAGCGCUGUAUCCGGUGGAUAGCGUUGACCAGUCUUCGAACAAUUGCCGUCCUGGUGAGUUCUGCCAAGGCCAAGUGGAAAAUUUCUACUGUAGCUCGAAGGGACAGUCCCGCAUCCCAUCAUGCAACUCGAUACCAGAUGCUUUCAAAGUUAGGGUAUAGCGGCAAUUCCAGCCAUUUCUGUGUCUGUCGGCGGCGCGAUUGGUAGCGUGAACGUUACCGUGUUUUGAACAGUUUAGUCUGAACAGUUUCAUCGUCAGUGAUAAAGAAAAAAGACUUUUGUUAAGUCUCAAGCCAUUGGUUUAUUUGUAGGAUUCGCAGUUGCAUUUAUAGCCUCGUCGAUGGCAGCAGUUGAUGACUGCCAAGACAUGAAAUACUGGAAUGGCACACACUGUGUUCAAUGCAGUGGAUGCCCACGUGGCUUUGGAGUUAGAACAAAAUGCACAUCAAAACAAGAUACAGAUUGUCAACCGUGUUGGCCUGAUUACGACUACUCCAACACUACUGGAUAUGAGAGAUGUAUCCUCUGUGACAAGUAUUCGAAUUGCCUCCCUGGCAAUUCGAAAAAAAUCAGAAACUGCACUAUUUUCUCUGGACCUGUGUGUGACGGUUGCGAGGAUGGUUACUAUCGUGAGCCUCUAGUUGGACCCAACGGAGGGUGUGUUGAAUGCUCUCCAAAGUGCAGCAUCCUUCAAGUAGAAAUAAGAUCUUGUAGUACUGAUCAUGACCGGGAGUGCAAGGCAAAAGGACCGGUCACCACCCCGAACCUGAGUGAUUCCCCCACGGGCUCUGAUAAAAUCCCCAGCAGUACUGCUCACCAAGGGCCGAAUGUGGAACCAGAAGAACCAGCUGGAACUUCCCACCCCUCAUCAAUUCCAUUGGCAAAAGAUUCAAGGUUAUGGAGCGGCAUCGGUGGAGGAAGCAUAAUUCUAUUUAUAGCAAUGGUUGCAGUCAUAAUACGCAAAAAAUUAAAAAAUCGAAGGAAACUGGAUGCCAAGCAAAGGCAACCACUGAUGUCAUCUGUUAAACCGGGUAAGUGUUAAUAGCCCACCUCCCUCGGGGGACUGAGGGGGAGGGUGGGGCAUAGGCUAAUGGCUAGCGUGGUGAACUUCGGAUCAAGUGGUCAAGUUAAAGUUGACGUUUGCCCCUGGCUGGAGUCUCUGUGUUGCGUUUUUAGAGUAUGUUAGCCUUAGAAUGCCUUUUCCGCAAAGGGAAGAAAAUUGGUACCGGGAAAUUCACCUCUUGGGCGGAGGUAGCCCUGCCAUGAACUGGCAGCCCAUCCACGAGGAG
Orbicella faveolata is the source of this 1478-nucleotide messenger RNA. RefSeq lists its product as uncharacterized. Gene Ontology annotation, molecular function: protein binding; signaling receptor activity. The record is from RefSeq and is a predicted model, not a curated record. Gene Ontology annotation, biological process: positive regulation of JNK cascade; positive regulation of canonical NF-kappaB signal transduction. Lineage: Eukaryota; Metazoa; Cnidaria; Anthozoa; Scleractinia; Merulinidae. Gene Ontology annotation, cellular component: plasma membrane.